This is a messenger RNA of Aspergillus nomiae NRRL 13137, 1075 nucleotides long. Its product is annotated as bax Inhibitor family protein. Gene Ontology annotation, cellular component: membrane. Lineage: Eukaryota; Fungi; Ascomycota; Eurotiomycetes; Eurotiales; Aspergillaceae. The record is from RefSeq and is a predicted model, not a curated record. The coding region runs from base 1 to 663 and encodes 220 amino acids. The transcript has 3 exons.
AUGGCUGCUAAUACUAGAUAUGAGCCAGCUCCUCAGCGGGACUCGUUUGAGGAGCGCGCAUACACUCAGCCCCCGCCAUCUUAUCAGGCAACGGCCGAUUACUCCCAAGCGCCUCGCAGUGAGGACGACAAUGUUCCCGAUGACUUCAAGUUCGGUGGAAUGGUCGCAGAAGGAACGCUACCUAUCCGGAUGCAAUUCGUCCGGAAGGUCUACGCCAUCCUAACUGCUCAGCUCCUUCUAACAACCAUCAUGAGCUCAAUCUCCUUCUUCAGCGACAGCUACCGCCUUUGGAUUCAGUCCAACUUCUGGCUGAUGAUCGUCUCAGUCUUCGGUGCCUUGGGCUUCAUGCUCGUAACAUACUGGAAGCGCAAGAGCUACCCGGCCAACCUUCUUUUCCUGACAGCCUUCACGGUUCUCGAGGCCUACUCCAUCAGCGUCGUGACGUCCUUCUAUGACGCGCGCAUCGUAGUGCAAGCCCUUAUCCUGACACUCGGCAUGUUCGUCGCGCUCACGCUCUUCGCAUGCCAGACGAAGUACGAUUUCACCAACUGGAUGCCGUACCUGUUCGGUGCGCUCUGGUUCUUGAUCCUGUUCGGCUUCGUCGCUGCGUUCCUCCCUCAUAGCUCUACUGUUGAGCUCGUCUAUAGCGCCUGGCGGCGUUGAUCUUCUCCGGUUAUAUCCUUGUCGACACGCAGUUGAUCAUGAGACACUACCAUGUUGAGGAGGAGAUUGCCGCAAGCAUCUCGCUCUACUUGGAUAUUCUUAACCUGUUCCUGGCCAUCCUCCGAAUCCUAAACAACCAGCAGAACAACUAAACCUGUGUAUCAAAGUUGGUUGCUUGAGACCGAAGCGCUGGGAAGACAGAUUGUGUCGCAGUUCCAGACUGUCUGAUAAGAUGACUUAAUUGUGGUCAGCCGCAAAUUGGGCUUGUUUCUAUAUAUCUAUUAAUCAUGCUAGGUCUUUUUGCCCAUGACUUGGCCCUGUUCCUGGCGUUCUAGCUCUUUCUGUUUCGGCCUCAUAUGUGAUAUACCGUAUUUUAAGUUGUGCUUUGGAGCUUUGAAUUAUUGAUAAUUGA